AUUACACUCGGCUAACGAACUGUGAAAGUGUGAGAUGCUGACCUGUGCAGACGUUGCAUUCCAGCAGAAACUUCGCGCAGCUCCGCUUUCCAAGGGCGGCCCUUCGCUUUCCGAGCUGCUCCAGCCGGGCCAUUAUUGGCCCAUGGCGCCAUGCUUCGUCUUGCUCAUCGUUUCCCUGUCGCCAGGUCGUCCUUCAGCAUUGUAAAGUCGCACCAAGAUCUGCAGCUGCGGCUUGCAAGUGCGAAGCCCGCUGCCAAGAGCGCGUCUGAGGAUGUGCCAAGCACCGAGCAUUUGAAAGGGAGAAGUUUCGAGCUCGAGCGGGUUUUCUCAAAGAAGGAUCUUCUGCAUUUUGGUUGGUUGACGGGGGACUCAAACCCCAUCCACCUUGAAGACAGUGCGGCCAGGCGGGCCAACUUUGAGAGCUGUGUAGUGCAUGGCAUGCUGGCCGCGUCGCUCUUCCCAGCCAUCAUCGGUUCUAAGUAUCCCGGAGCAGUAUAUCUUUCGCAAGAGGUGAACUUCAAAGCCCCGCUCCUCGUCGACGAACACGUGACAGCGACCGUCAAGUGUACUUCCGCCAAGUUGCUCCGUCAGACAUAUAGGGCCGUCUUCUCAACAGUCUGCUGCAAGGACGAUGGCACCGUCGUUAUUGACGGGGUAGCCAGAGCUCUGAUACCGGUGGCCAGUGUCAAGGCGGAAGGCAUGUCAACAAAGUAAUCAGAAUCUCGAUCCAUAGAUCUCCCAGUUUAUGAUGGAGAAAGGAUAUGCGAGUGAGAGGCUGGGUCCUCCUGAAAACGAUUUCAGUUGUAUCAAGUGCGGGCACUACCUCGGGCUGAAUGCCAGCCGGCUGUUCCAUUCCAAGGAAUACUUUCCAGCGGGAAACAAGGGAACGCUGUCGUUCCAGGUGGCCGACGAGCGGUGCUUCGUACAGAAGCAGGAGAGCAAGUGCGGGCCGUUCUUUGAGACGGCCGAUUCCUGGGGAAUCCAGCGGACGCGGACGGCGCUCUUCUGCGCCCAGUGUAAUUCGAAGAUUGGGUACAUCUACCAUGAUGGUCCGUCGGUGGAGAACACCAUCGGGCAGUUUGGGAUGGGGCCUAGCCAGGUCCUGCCGCGGAUGCAGCGGUACAGGAUCAAGAAGAAAGCCGUGAUUCCAACCCAGGAUGUGCCAGCGCAUCCCGAAUAUCAGCAGGGCUUUCAGAAGGAAGUUGAUAUGCCAAAGAGCAUUGCCAAGUAGCCCGCAAGACAAGUUAAAGUCGAGAUGAACUGCAUAUUGCCUGUUGUACAUAGAAAAGGUCAAGUCAAUAAGGGAGUGUGCUUUGCGAACAAUAGUGCCCGCUAUCAUAUCUACCAAAAUUUGUAAACAGCAAAAGUGGCAGUGGUGUUUUUACCAUAACAGUAAAUCUUAUAUGUGUCUGCACGUCGUGAACAUCAACCGUCAUGAUCCACCGUCCGCUUGCGCGGAAGCUGUGCCAGCAU
This is a messenger RNA of Klebsormidium nitens, 1473 nucleotides long. Lineage: Eukaryota; Viridiplantae; Streptophyta; Klebsormidiophyceae; Klebsormidiales; Klebsormidiaceae. The record is from the annotation of a GenBank genome assembly.